AUGCUAAGUGCAGGUGCUCGUAUCGGAGUACCUGUAACCAAAUCUGUCUCCAACGUGUGGAAAACUACGGUGGAAAGCAAGGUUUGGUUUUACAGCUGCUCAAGUGAUGCCUGGGUGUCCUGCACGUGUGAUGUCACCACGCAGGGGACCCUGCUGCUGGCUGCUGUCCAGAUGCCAUGGAAAAUCCACUCCCCCCUGCGCCGUUUGGAGUUCAGGGUCUCAUCUAUCCGACUAGCUCAGAAACAGCCGCUGCGAUUCAGCUGUGGGGUCGUUGCUACUCGCGGGGACGAGACCUGCAACCAUCUGCGGGGCUUAACUGUGGUUUCUGUCUGCAUAGCAACACGCUCAGCUCUGACCCCUCACGUGGGAGAAGCCAAUCCCCAAAACGCCCCAUUGGAACUGCUGAGUUUACCAUUCCUCUCCCUCUGUCUUCCCUUCCCAUCUCUUUUCCAGCUGAAGCUGUGGAACAAGUACCGAGUCUCCAACAUUCCUUCCCUGAUAUUUAUCGAUGCCGCCACUGGGAAGGUGGUCUGCAGGAACGGCCUCCUGGUGAUCCGCGAUGACCCUGAAGGUCUGGAGUUCCCCUGGGGGCCAAAGCCCUUCAGUGAAGUUGUUGCUGGGCCUCUGCUAAGGAACAACGGCCAGUCGCUAGAUAGCAACGUCCUGGAGGGCUCCCAUGUCGGGGUCUAUUUCUCAGCACACUGGUGCCCGCCUUGCCGAAGCCUCACGAGGGUCCUCGUGGAGUCCUACCGGAAAAUCAAGGAGGCAGGGCAGAAGUUUGAGAUCCUCUUCGUUAGUGCAGACAGGUCGGAGGACUCCUUCAAGCAGUACUUCAGCGAGAUGCCCUGGCUGGCGGUGCCCUACGCGGAUGAGGCCAGGCGGUCGCGCCUCAACCGACUCUACGGCAUCCAAGGCAUCCCGACUCUCAUCGUGCUGGACCCCAAGGGAGACGUGAUCACGCGGCAGGGGCGAGUGGAAGUGCUGAACGACAUCGAGUGUCGCGAGUUCCCCUGGCACCCCAAGCCCGUGCUGGAGCUGACGGACUCCAACGCCGUGCAGCUCAACGAGGGGCCGUGUCUCGUCCUCUUUGUAGAUUCGGAGGACGACGGCGAGUCCGAGGCGGCCAAGCAGCUGAUUCAGCCCAUAGCCGAGAAGAUCAUCGCCAAGUACAAAGCCAAAGAGGAGGAGGCCCCGUUGCUCUUCUUCGUGGCCGGAGAGGAUGACAUGACCGACUCGCUGCGGGAUUACACCAACCUGCCCGAGGCUGCGCCCCUGCUCACUAUCCUCGACAUGUCCGCCAGGGCCAAGUACGUGAUGGAUGUGGAGGAGAUCACGCCGGAGAUCGUGGAAGCCUUUGUGAGCGACUUUCUAGCAGACAAGCUAAAACCCGAGCCCAUCUAGGGGGCUUUCCGCGCCCACAGACGUUAUUUAAAACUAGGUCUCUCUCCUGCCGCUCGUGGAUUCUCCAGCGUGUUCUCACGCCCGACCCAGUAUCCAACCUUCUUGUGGUGCCUUGUUUUACGCAGUGAAUCCUUCUCCUAAGCAAACUCCUUGAGAUGCACUUUCAGCAGGGAGUCGUUGGCGUUUGGAGACAGCGCUUGUGCUUCAUGGUGAUAUAUUCUCUAAUAACCAGGCCAGAACUGUUCCCGUAUUGUUAUUUUAUACACGGCACUAGCUAGCAGGCAAACCUUCUCGCAUGGUGUUCUUCCCAGCGUACGCAUCAGGCGGUGGACGGGGUUCUCGGGGCUCUUUUCUUCUCCUUUCCUCUCCUCCAACCCUUGCAGACUAAACUACUCCAAGGAAGCAAUAAGGAAACUGUCCCCUUUGGCCCUCGCCCACCUUCCCUUCCUGUUCGAGUGCCCCAACAAGGCCAAGCCAAAGUCUUAACUGCUGAUGCCCUCUGAAAGA
Molecule: messenger RNA, 1908 nt
Organism: Tinamus guttatus (white-throated tinamou)
Lineage: Eukaryota; Metazoa; Chordata; Aves; Tinamiformes; Tinamidae
Source: RefSeq, a predicted model, not a curated record